UUCUAUUCGGCUCUCAAAUCAACGUUAUAUAUAUCGCGCGGAACCAAGUUGAACUUGAAGGACGUUUAGGCAGAUAACUUAUUGGCACACCUUUUGUCAUUGACAUAUCUAUUCAUUUCCUUGCCUUUAAAUGUGAUUGCAUAUUGCACAAAUCGUAUAAUCGGCCUCCUAAAGAUGCGUCUCUGCUCUGUGUUCACUGUUCUUGUUCUGUUGGUCCCUGUCGCGCGCGUCCUGGCACAAUCUCCAGCUAACUUGGUCACUGUCAGCUUUAACUUUUUCAAUGUUCCAGCCACGUUCCAGGUGACUUUCGAGGACGACCUUGGAGACAGAUUCAACAGCGCUACAUUCACGCAACUGAACAAUCCCGGAGUGGCUUGCAACGUCGGUUUAGGCGGAGGAUGGGUUUUCAGCGCCCUUGAAUGGCAGUCAGUACCUAUCAACUUGUAUAAUACUGAACUUGGCUAUCAAGGCGAGUGUACUCUCUCUGCUAACUCGGCUUCUGAAGGCACUUGGUUCUGCAACACGGUGGGCAACACCUGAUAUUGAUGUUGCUAACCGCACCAGCUAAUAUAAGGGUACUAGCCUAUCAACUCGGAAUCCUUUGUCCAGAACGCAUGUGGAGUCCCGCCUGGUUUUACUUAGUGGUGUUAUCGAAGACAAGAUUUGUGAGAAGGAUUGGG
This is a messenger RNA of Lentinula edodes (shiitake mushroom), 680 nucleotides long. RefSeq lists its product as uncharacterized. The transcript has 4 exons. The record is from RefSeq and is a predicted model, not a curated record. Bases 175 to 540 code for a protein of 121 amino acids. Lineage: Eukaryota; Fungi; Basidiomycota; Agaricomycetes; Agaricales; Omphalotaceae.